AUGGCUCAAGCUCCCGCCGCGAUCCCUUUCUUCUGGCCACAUCCCCAAUCCAACAACCCCCAGAACAUGCCACAUAAUAACGGUGGUGGCUCUCACCAAACCAAUGCCCAGGUGCCACGAUUCCCAGCCAAGAUCAGUCAACUUCCAGCCAGAAAUUUCAAUCAAAUUCCAGCUGAAAACCUUCUGAUUCCAGCCAGUUUUGCCAGUCUAGAUCUUAGUCAAAUUCCAGCAAAUCACAUCAGACAAUUUCUUGCGGAUCAUGGCCUGCUUCCUCUGCUCAGUCCAAAUUCCUCCACUCCGCAACCACUUCAACCAUUUACUUCCCCCGACAAUCCCAAUUAUUUGCUAGUUCAAAAUCCCACCACCCACCUUGUUCCACACCCAACCAGCUUCGACUUUGACAGCCCUUCGAAUAACUCAGAAGGGAGUAAUGGUGAUGCCUUUUCCAAAUUCCGUUCUGACCAGAGUAGCCGGAUCUUAGGAUCCGGUUCAGAUUCCGGAACUAGCCCUUGA
Messenger RNA from Puccinia triticina, 513 nucleotides. RefSeq lists its product as uncharacterized. The transcript has 2 exons. NCBI's taxonomy places the organism in Eukaryota, Fungi, Basidiomycota, Pucciniomycetes, Pucciniales, Pucciniaceae. The record is from RefSeq and is a predicted model, not a curated record. The coding region runs from base 1 to 513 and encodes 170 amino acids.